UGAUAAAGAAAUUGAUUUACAAUUAGAUGAAGUUAAUGUAAAUGAUAAUCAAAAUGUUGAAGCUGAAAAGCAAACUGAUAAGCCUGUGAAAAUUUUUGAUAGUAGUAAAGAAAUUGAUUUACAAUCAGCUAAAGUUGAUGUGAAUGAUAAUUAUUUAUUUAAACUAAAAAGAUAUUCUUUAAAGUCACAUAAUGCAGAUAUCAAUAAUGAAAGAGAAUAA
Molecule: messenger RNA, 220 nt
Organism: Cetraspora pellucida
Lineage: Eukaryota; Fungi; Glomeromycota; Glomeromycetes; Diversisporales; Gigasporaceae
Source: the annotation of a GenBank genome assembly